AACAACAAUAGCUGCGUGCCUCAAGCUCAAGCUCACUGAUCUUUCACUCUCAAACCUCUGCCUUCCAUCUCCAUCAACCCCACAAGAAACAUCCAACAACAACAGCAAUCCAUUCCAUCAUCAGUGCCCCCAAGACUCACCGUCCCCCAGCACUCCUCCCAUUCUCUCCCUUCCUCCCCGCAUCGGCCAAUGAAACCUAAACAGAAACCAUCCCUCAGAAAAACUAUCAUCAAACGCUCCCAUUCUUCCUCCUUUGGUUUACUCCGUAACCAUCACCAUCAACCACGUGGGAAUCCCAAACUCAAUCGGUCCAGAAGAUUAACCGAACUUCAAAAGAAAGAGAUCGAACAGACCAGAAUUAAAUUAUUAGAGAAUUUACAAGAGGAAGAAGAAUUGAUCAAGACCAGUCAACAUCCGAUCCUCAUCUCAUUAGAAGAGAACCUCCAGAUCGGCAAAACCUUAAGGUUGACUCAAGCACAGCACAAGUUCGACCAACUCAAGACCUAUUUGGAUCGUCUGAAUCAUGAGCGCCAACAGAGAAUUUGGGAUACUUGGACUGAGACUAAAAUUCGAAUCCAAACCGAAAUGAUAGUCGAUUGUCAGAUCCGUUUGAAUCGUGCUCCAUUUGAGUUUCUUAUCUCGAAUGAUACAACCAAUUUACAAGCAAUCUUUCAUCUGACACCCACUCCACCACCGGCGUAUAUGAAACCUAUCCUGAGUCUGAAUCGACCGGAUCUGAAAGAAGUCACCACGGGAGCCUCGACGACGACGAUAGUGAGCGAUCGGCUAACGAUCAGCAAGUCGUCAGUGGAAGCCCACGGAGGACGGGCGGCGAGUGGGAGCAAUCAUCGGCGGGAGCCGGGCGGGCCGAACUCCAAUCUACAGGGCUCGAAUGGAUAUGGACAGGAGAGCUUGAACGGGAAGCGGAAGAUGGCGGGCACGAAGAACAACUCGUCCUCUCGGCCGCAUCUCCCUCUGUUUGACAACGCCACCGAUGAUGAGCUGGCUGAUAAUGAUCGGGAUGAGGGGCAGAAGCGAUAUGGUGAAGAUCAGGGAGUGGGGGAAGAAGGACAGCUCAAGGAAAGCAUGGAUCUGGUCGAAGGCCUCCGUCGUCAACGGAUCCGAAACCACUCGAUCUGGCAACUCGACCAGCACGAUAUCCUCGAUGAUCUUCAACUCAUCCAUCGCCAUCGUCGCAGAUUGCUUAAUCCUCCUCCCCCUGCUCCUCCUCAGAUCAAUCAUCAUCACCAUCAUCAUCACCAUCAACAACAACAACAUCAUCACCAUCAGCAGCAGCAGCAGCAGCCUCAUCAUCAUCAUCAUCCUUACGCUCAUCCCAAUCCUCCUCCUCGUCAUCAUCAUCAUCACCACCACCACCAUCACCACCACCAUCAUCUCUCAAAACCUUAACCGAUUCUUCUUCUUCUACUAGCAUUGACUCUUUUUUUUUUUUUUUUGUGUAUGUAUGUAUGUAUAGGUGUGUGUGUGGGUUUGUUUAUUAUCUUUCUUAGCUCAAAUCUUUUUCCUAUCAGUUGUUGACGUUUUUUUUUCAUGAUAAGACAAUCUUUCGAAAAACUAGUCAUAACUUCUCAUUUUCCUUUCCCUUUUUUUUGCGAUUCUUUAAAAUUAUUCUGGUUUUGUUUAUCACUUUCUUUCUUUCUUUUCUUUUCUUUUCUUUUCUUUUC
Puccinia graminis f. sp. tritici CRL 75-36-700-3 is the source of this 1685-nucleotide messenger RNA. RefSeq lists its product as uncharacterized. The record is from RefSeq and is a predicted model, not a curated record. Bases 190 to 1410 code for a protein of 406 amino acids. Lineage: Eukaryota; Fungi; Basidiomycota; Pucciniomycetes; Pucciniales; Pucciniaceae. The transcript is spliced from 4 exons.